Molecule: messenger RNA, 1538 nt
Organism: Serpula lacrymans var. lacrymans S7.9
Lineage: Eukaryota; Fungi; Basidiomycota; Agaricomycetes; Boletales; Serpulaceae
Gene: mox2
Product: putative monooxygenase
Exons: 12
Coding region: 100-1410 (436 amino acids)
Molecular function (GO): iron ion binding; heme binding; oxidoreductase activity, acting on paired donors, with incorporation or reduction of molecular oxygen
Source: RefSeq, a predicted model, not a curated record
AUUGUCGGACCCAGUGACCCUACCUUUGGCGUCAAAGGGGGCAGGUCCAUUAAUGGCCCCGCUUUCAAGUGGCCUUUCGGAAACCUCGAAGAUAAAUUCAUGCGCGGGCGCGUGAAAGGUAUAGAAUGGCAGGCCAAGUAUGGCUCCGUAUAUCGCAUCUGGUCUGGCGACCAAGCAGAAGUUGUACUUACCCGCUGGCAAGAUGCUCUCGAAUUUUACCGUGACUCCCACUUGCACAUCAAGCCAAGAGACUCUGAUGGUGGCUGGAUGUUCAAGGCUAUUUUAGGUUUCGGCUUGGGUCUUGUUAGCGAGUCCCAAUGGCGUCGUCUGCGAGGUCACUUUGACCCUCAUUUCAACUUUGGCAUCGUUUCCAAAUUCGUCCCUGAUAUUCUCCUCGAGGCCGAUGAAUUCGUCCAGGGUAUCUCACCUUCGGGUUCGGCAAAUACAAUUGACAUGCACACGGGUGACGACUUCAAGCCCUUUGGUUUCUUCCUUGUUGCCAAAUUCCUCUUCGGUGAAUUGGACAAGAGCCAGAGACAGAUACUUACUGAGCUCAUCGACAUGCACACCAGCAUCUUCAAGCUCAUUUUCACUGACGUCAAAGCCAUGAUUCCUGUGGCCAGAUACCUCCCAUUCCUUCAAGUCAGUCGCACUAUCAAGACUUUCCACGAUAGAUGGUUGGACUUCAACCACGAUGCGUUUGAGAAAGUUAAAGGCGACCCCAACUAUCCAAUCACGCACUUGUGGCAAGCAAAGGAGAACGGGACAAUGUCAGAAAAGGAGUUGCUUAACACCGUUGACGAAUCCCUCUUUGCAAAUGUCGAUGUAUCUGCUGGCGUUGUAGCCUGGUCUAUUCUCAUGACGUCCGUCCAUCAAUCCCAUCAAAAGCGACUACGUGCAGAAAUCGCCGAAAAUGCUCAUGAUCUUGAUGGAUACGUCCGACGUUCCGAUACUUAUCUCCACCACACCCUGUUAGAAACCCUGCGCGUGCACCCUGUUGCCCCCCUCAUUCCCCCCGAAAGCGCCACCGUCGACAAAGUCCUGGAUGAUGGUUACGUCAUCCCUCGUGGCGUUAAAGUUAUCACGGAUGUGGUAGCGGUCAACGUCCGCGACGAGUUCUGGGGUGAUGACCGAGAGCUGUUCAAACCUGAACGCUUCGAGAAACUCACUGCGGAGGAGGUCAAGAGACAUUUGUUCCAAUUCGGCUUCGGACCAAGACAGUGUCUUGGAAAAUAUAUUGCAGACCGCAUGGUCAAGGCCCUAUUGGUAUAUAUGUUCGGUCGAUUUGAAGGUGUCGAGCUGCCAAAUGGUCAGGACGCUAAGGGUGACUGGAAAGUCAAGGUGGACACAUUUGUGCAGCUACCAGAUGCACGUGUACGAUUCACAAAGCUAGCAAAGCCCCUUGUGUAAGGAUGGAGGCGUGUAGAGUGAUUAAAGUAUCUUUGCAGAAUGUCUUAUAGUAUUACUAUUUAUUGAGAGGGAAUAAUACUCUGUAGCUCCGAUAUCACAAGUACUCAGGAAGUGAGGUGAUCUAACGA